AUGAAUUGCACUUAUCAUACUGACAAUUAAGUAUCAAUGAUAUGUAUAGCUCCUCACAAGUGUUAAUGUUAAAGGAAAUUAUGUGUUGAAUGCCAAUUUAAUCAUGGGGUGGAUGUCAAACAUGCAGUUCCGAUUAAAAUAUUUCAGGAAAUGGUUAAGAAGAAAUUACGAGAAUAUAAUUUAGAUGAGACAUCUGAAAUAACAAAAUAGAAAAAUAACUUUAAGUUGAUGUUCUCUCAAACCUAAAGUAUGAUGAAAAAAAUAUGGGAACAAUUAUCUGAAUCAUUCAAACACAUAUAUAAUUUGAUUGAAAAGAAAAAUAAAUCAUAUUCUAAUCUUAUCAACGAAAAUACUAAUCUAGCCGAAACCUCCUUCUCUGAUUUAGAGCAAAUAGUAUCUAUUUUAGAAGGGAAAAUUUUAGAUGAUUGGAAAGAUGAAAAAAAAUCGUAUUUAAUAAAAUUACAGGAAGAAUAGCAUUAAUUUGAAUAAGACCUCAACUCCUUUGUUGAGAAAUUAAAAAGAAAAAUGUAACCAUUUUAAAUCAUACUUUAGAAUUAUCCCAAUUUAAAAUAUAACUUAAGACUUAAUUUCGGUAUAUGAAAGAAAGGAAGAUUUAUAUGAAAUACUGGCUUAGACAAAAAAAUAUGAUGAAUUAUUUCUCAAUGAAAUAAUAGAAUUAUUAAAGAAGGAGAAAGUGACAGAUUGCUUUUAAUAUCUUUCAAGUAAAAGGAAUAAAUAUUAACCUGGAUAUAAUUUUAUUAUUUGUCUAAUAAAAAAUAUAAGUGAAAUAGACUUUAAUAAAUAGAAUUAUUCAGCAUUUAAUUAUGAAUAAAUAAGAAAGGACUUGAUUAAAAAAAUAGAUUAAGAUAAGCACAUCAGAAAUUUUUUGAAAUUCCUAGUUCAACUAACAGCGAUUGAUUAGAGAUUUAUCAAAUGUGGAUCUAAUUCUUUGAAUUUAUUAGUCGAAUUGAAGGUGAAUUUGAGGGAAUAAAGUUUUGAGAAUAUCAGGAUUAAAAUACCUCUUUAGUUGGUGGAAAUUUUGUAAGAUGCAAUUUUAAUGGAUCAGAAUUUGACAAUGUAGAUAUUAGUGGAAUGAAUUUGAAUUAAGCUUCAUUGUUCGAUUGCAAAUGGAGGAAUGUUUAAAUACAUGGGUUAAGUAAAUUAGAUGGUCAUUCAAAUUAUGUUAGUUCAGUCUGUUUCUCUCCUGAUGGUUAUACAUUAGCAUCUGGUAGUUAUGAUCACUCUAUCGGAUUAUGGGAUCUUAAGACAGGAUAAUAAUAAGCAAAAUUAAAUGGUCAUUCACAUUAUGUUAUGUCAGUUUAUUUCUCUCCUGAUGGCACUACAUUAGCAUCUGGUAGUGAGGAUGAGUCAAUCCGUUUAUGGGAUGUUAAGACAGGUUAAUAAAAGCUAGAAUUAAAAGGACAUGAUGCAACUGUAUGGUCGGUCUGUUUCUCUCCUGAUGGUACUACAUUAGCUUCUGGUAGUUCAGAUAACUCGAUCCGUUUAUGGGAUGUUUAGACUGGAUAAUAAAAAGCCAAAUUAGAUGGUCAUUCACAUUAUGUUAGAUCAAUCUGUUUUUCUCCCGAUGGUAUUACAUUGGCAUCUGGUAGUUCAGAUAAAUCUAUCCGUUUAUGGGAUAUUAAGACAGAAUAAUAAAAAGCCAAAUUAGAUGGUCAUUCACAUUAUGUCAUGUCAGUUUGCUUCUCUCCUGAUGGUACUACAUUAGCAUCUGGUAGUUCAGAUAACUCUAUCCGUUUAUGGAAUGUUAUAACAGGAUAUUAAAAGCUAAAAUUAGAAGCACAUGAUGCGAUGUUUGGUCAGUUUGUUUUUCUCCUGAUGGUAUUACAUUAGCAUCUAGUAGUGGAGGUAACAACUCUAUCCGUUUAUGGGAUGUUAAGACAGGAUAAUAAAAGUUAGAAUUAACAGUACAUGAUGCAACUGUAUGGUCGAUCUGUUUCUCUCCUGAUGGUACUACAUUAGCUUCUGGUAGUUCAGAUAAGUCUAUCCGUUUAUUUGAUGUUAAUACAAAAUAAUAAGAAGUCAAAUUAGAUGGUCAUAUUAAUUUAGUUUAUUUCUUUCCUGAUGGUAUUACGUUAGCAUCUCGUAGUUCAGAUAACUCCAUCCGUUUAUGGAAUGUUAAAACAGCAAAGGAAAUUCUACCUCAAGAUAAUUUUUACAAAGACCUUCUUUCUUAGUUUAAAUGGCCAAUUUAAACUACAUCUAUUUUAAAAAAUGGUAUUUAUUUAUAUCAUUUUUUAGAUGAGAUCGAUCAUACAAUACUGAGAAUUUGUUAAAAUCCAAUUUUGGAAGCAAAAGGAGCCUUAAUUUUGAAAGGAGAAUUUGUAAAUGAUUAAGGGUAAGAUCUAAAAUUAUUAUUGAAAUCUAAAGGAAGUUGCAUUUUAGAAAGCUAAACCCAAUUUCAAAAACAAUAACAUUGA
This is a messenger RNA of Paramecium octaurelia, 2438 nucleotides long. The record is from the annotation of a GenBank genome assembly. Lineage: Eukaryota; Ciliophora; Oligohymenophorea; Peniculida; Parameciidae.